Letharia columbiana is the source of this 1053-nucleotide messenger RNA. RefSeq lists its product as uncharacterized. Gene Ontology annotation, biological process: translation. Bases 1 to 1053 code for a protein of 350 amino acids. The transcript has 3 exons. Gene Ontology annotation, molecular function: RNA binding; structural constituent of ribosome. Lineage: Eukaryota; Fungi; Ascomycota; Lecanoromycetes; Lecanorales; Parmeliaceae. The record is from RefSeq and is a predicted model, not a curated record. Gene Ontology annotation, cellular component: cytosolic large ribosomal subunit; ribosome.
AUGGCGAGCCGACGGGUACCAUACGUUCUCCAGUCACUAUCCUUGAGGAAGAGAAGUUUUCGGAGUUUCCAAUGCCUCUACUCGAGCCGCAAAGCAUCAACCUUCAAUGGCAUGACCGAGCUCUCCGAGGAUGUCGAUCCCUUGUCCUCAAUGCAAACCCCCGGACCCUCAGAAGAGCAUCGCGCAUCAUUCGACCCCAUAGCACGAAGUAGACGACGGAAGACGCCCUUACCAUCCAGCAGAUACAAAUUCCGAUCUCCAAAAUACUACCGCGGCCCCCUCCACCCGCAUCAACCACCGCCCGCCACCGACCCCGACUCCCGCGAAUUUAUCCCGGGGCCCUUCUCCCUCCCCCGUCUCCAGCAAACCUACCACUCAACCGUCGCCCCCGAUCUCCUGACCCUGAUGUACAAACAUCACCCGCCCGGCACCCUCCCCGGACCCUCAGAACCCCGUCUGCGCUCUUGGGACGGCAGCUCGCCAUAUCACAAGAACCGACCACUGCGGGGACCGAGGGGAGGACCUACGCUGCUGCUACUGCGGCGGCCCAUCACUUUCAGAAACAUCCCGAGGCUCGAAAAGAUCCACGUGCACAGCUUCUUGAAGGGAGCCGGCUCCGACGCCGCCCACCUGCAGGUGGCAGGCAUGAUCAUGCAGGCCAUCACCAACGUGCGCGCGACCGUGUUCCGCGCCAAACACACCAUCACCAAUUUCGACCUGCGGAAAGGAAACCCUUGCAGCGUAGGGGUGGAACUAAGGGGAGAGGAUAUGUACAAUUUCCUCGCCAAGGUGACCGAGGUGGUGAUGCCAAGGAUUAAAGAAUAUAAGGGGGUGUGGGGGAAGAGUGGAGAUAGCAGUGGGGACAUUGCGUGGCGAUUUGGAUCGGAGACGGUGGGGACGUUUCCGGAGAUAGAAAUCAAUUAUGAUGCAUAUCCGCCGAAGAUGAUUCCGGAAAUCCAUAUCAUUGUUUGCACAACGGCUACGAAUGAUAAGGAUGCGAGAUUGUUGUUGAGCUCGAUGGGCGUGCCAUUUCAUGGGAAGCAUAUAAAUUAA